AUGGGAUCGGAUGCUCUAUCGAAGUUGACCAAGGCCGGUGAGGCCGCCUUCAAGUCUUUCCAGCAACGAUGGCAAGAGCGGAAGAAGGGUCCCGCUGACGCGCAACUGGCCGAAGCUGUUCGUCAGAAGAACCUGUAUCUUCGACAAAUCGCAGCGAAGAUUACAGGCAACUCGGAGUCGGAAGUUCCUCCGCUGAUAUGCUUACCUCAAACCAUUGGCCGUGCAGUGUUCUUGAUCACCACACCAAUAUCUCUUGGCAAGGUCGAAAUAUCAAGACGCACAUAUGAUCUUCUGGCAAAACAUGUAGGUAUGAGCAUGAACAGCAUCAGUCAUUGGGCUGUGGUUGUAGUCGAGCGUGGUCUUGGCCCUUCUUACGCCUACGAUCUUAUGAGUGAUCAGCUGAAAAUUCAGAUGCUGAUGAACAACUACUUCCGUGUGUACGAAGCCACCCCAGAGUUCAUUGCCCAAUGGAGCUCGUGCUACUAUGUCGGCGAGACGAUGAAGAGCCAUGAAGAGAUCCAGGCCUUGGGUGAACAUUUCAUCGCCGAAAACAAACGAUACAGCUUGUUAUCGAACAAUUGUCAGCAUCUCACAGAGAACCUUAUCAAAGAACUCUGCAACGGCAGGAUGAUCAGCCAGGCUAAACUUGAAGAAGAGAUACGCCUUGUUUCGCCAAAGAUUGCACGCGACUUGAUGGUGGCCAAGCUAAGGUCAAAGCUUGAAAGAGAGGACCAGAAAGAAGAUAGCGAGUCUGUGCAGAGUGAUGUCUUCACUAUCAAGGAGCUCUGGGGCAGGAUAAAACAUUAG
Ascochyta rabiei is the source of this 807-nucleotide messenger RNA. RefSeq lists its product as uncharacterized. Bases 1 to 807 code for a protein of 268 amino acids. The record is from RefSeq and is a predicted model, not a curated record. The transcript has 3 exons. Gene Ontology annotation, molecular function: peptidase activity. Lineage: Eukaryota; Fungi; Ascomycota; Dothideomycetes; Pleosporales; Didymellaceae.